This is a messenger RNA of Daphnia pulicaria, 1327 nucleotides long. RefSeq names its product alcohol dehydrogenase class-3-like. Gene Ontology annotation, cellular component: cytosol. The record is from RefSeq and is a predicted model, not a curated record. The coding region runs from base 107 to 1246 and encodes 379 amino acids. The transcript has 11 exons. Gene Ontology annotation, biological process: formaldehyde catabolic process. Gene Ontology annotation, molecular function: zinc ion binding; S-(hydroxymethyl)glutathione dehydrogenase [NAD(P)+] activity. NCBI's taxonomy places the organism in Eukaryota, Metazoa, Arthropoda, Branchiopoda, Diplostraca, Daphniidae.
UCUCUUUGAUAAGAAAUGCAAAAAUCCCGACCGCUGGUUUCUGAAAAGUGACCGAAUUGGCAUCACCGCCAUAGGGCUAUUACAAGUAUUUUGGAACACGAUAACUAUGGAAUUAACAACUACUGUUGGAAAGGUGAUUGAAUGUCGGGCUGCAGUGGCAUGGGCGGUCGGAGAACCGCUCACGAUUGAAACGGUACAAGUGGCUGUUCCACUGACAGGAGAGGUCCGCAUCAAGAUCGUCGCUUCCGGGGUUUGCCAUACUGACUUGUUUUUUCAAAGAGGGGGAGACGGACCGGAUGCAUUUCCGUGCAUCCUCGGUCACGAAGGAGCUGGCAUUGUGGAAAGCGUUGGACCUAACGUUACUUCCGUUGAACAAGGCGAUCACGUAAUCCCGGUUUAUACAGCUCAGUGUUACAAUUGUGAAUUUUGCAAGUCUAGCGAGACCAACAUUUGUAAUGUUAACGGCACAUUCCAAUUGGCCGGAUUAAUGAAUGACGGUACGACUCGCUUUACAUGUCGUGGCCAGUCUAUUAAGCACAACAUGGGAUGUUCGACUUUCAGCGAAUAUACCGUGGUUUACGAGACUAACGUUUGCAAGAUCAACCCAGGUGCUCCGUUAGAAAAAAUUGGGCUCAUCGGGUGUGGAAUUGGAACGGGAUACGGAGCAGUUCUUAACACCGCUAAAGUGCGGGCGGGAUCGACUGUUGGCAUUUGGGGCCUUGGUGGAGUUGGUCUUGCGGUAGUAAUGGGGGCUAAAAAAGCCGGAGCUGCCCGUAUUAUCGGCAUUGAUAUUAAUCCAUCUAAAGAAAAUAUUGGCAAGAAAUUUGGAAUCACUGAUUUCAUCAACCCAGAUGACUACAAAAUACCUAUAGAGGAAGUAAUUAUGGAUAUGACAACAGGAGGAUUAGACUAUGCUUUUGAGUGUUGUGGCAUCCCCAGUUGCAUGAAAGCAGCAAUGAAUGCCUGUAAAGAAGGUUUGAGUGUAUUAACUAUUGUGGGAGUAGCUGAUUUGACGGCAGAAGUCUCGUACAAUCCAAUACAACUAAUCUAUGGAAGAACCAUUAAAGGGACCUAUUUUGGAGGGUGGAAGAGCCGUGACCAAAUCCCAAAGUUGGUGGAUGCAUAUUUAGCCAAGGAAUUGAUGGUGGAUGAAUUUAUAAGCCACACCAUGCCAAUUGAAAACAUAAAUGAAGCUGUGGAACUAAUUGAAAAAGGAGAAUGUUUGAGAAGCAUGGUCACUUUCUGAAACAAUUGAACGUCGCUACACAGUUUUUAUUAUUUAAUUUUCCCCUUGUUCUAUUGAUACGAAAUAUAACUGAAUACCAUG